CAUGAGGAUAUUUAGACCUCUGUUACUUGCAGCUCGGACGUCACCAACAUAAAUCACUCAUAUUCCAAACCAUAUUGUUUUGUGAGGUCUCGGUCGUAUGCACAGAGUUAAAAAAUGUGUAGUAUCCUUUCCACCAAGACAGUGAACCAAUUGGCGAAGUUGUGUGUCUAUGAGAUAUGUGUAGCAAAAGCACUUUUACACGGCACAUGUAGUUGGGGGAAAAUUAAAAUGUAUUUUGAGGUUGAUGAUUGCCGUAUCGUUGAAACACUGAACAAAUUUUUUUAAGCACGGGUUAAAUUUCCACUAAAGUGCUACAUUAAGUUGUAAAGUAUUCUGAGUGUAUGUGUAAUGAAAGAAAAAAUAACAACUUGCAGACCAUGAAUCUGCCUGAUCUAAACCACCCGUUUUUUUGGACCGACAGAAAAUGUUUUUUCUUAUCAGCAUUUAUACCACAGAAUAAAGUUGAAGUUACUGUUACUACUUCUAAUGCUAAGUUUACAUCCUGAGGUUGUAACAAUAAUGUUUUUCUUCAAUGUUAGACGCUUUGUGCAGAACUGUUUAUGUAAUCUUAAAAAUGAGAUAGGAACAAAAAUAGUUAUGGUAAUAUUUUCAAAAUCCUUCGAAGCACCGAAAAAAACGAUCUCAAUGUAUGGUUAAUGCUCGUACAAUUAACAGGUGAAUCAUGCAUAUUCUAUUGUUUUAGAGGCGCAAAAUUUAAUUGCAAAGAGUCAAACAAUUACUUUUUAAGUCAAUUUUUGAAUGAAAUCUUUCCUCAUUUUUCAAACAGACGCUACUCUCAGUUUAAAUCUAUUAUCAUUUGGCGUAGUAUUUGUAUUACUCAUGCAAUGAAAUUUGAAGGAACUUUAGGUGUGUCGCUGUGAAUAUUAAAUUAGAUAUAUUUUCUGAAGUCUGGAAUAUACAGCACGUCUUUAUUGUGUUCUUAAAGAGAUUUAACCUAAGUUUCAUAAUUUAAAUAGCAAGUUAUAGACCGAGGAAGAUGAAAGUCCUCUAAGUGUAAAUCCACUUCUUGGCUAUUGUUUUCUAUACAUUCAAACCUCGGGUUAAAAACAUAAUGGUAUAGGGGUUUUAUUCAUUUUGACGGCGUGUAAAUCGCAUAAAUCCUCCCUGAAAAUUUCCUGAUGUCAAAAAACCGACGGUUUCAAGAGCCACCGUGAAGUCAUCUGUCAAUCGGAUUGGAGAAAACAUGGCGGAAAAUCCCUGCGAAACAUGCAGACAUUCGUACAAAAAUGGCAGAAGAUCGAUGAUGUCUCAGGUGGUGGUUAUGUUGGUCCUCUCUGGGUUGUUCAUGAAUACAGGCAUGCAGGCAACCAUGCCAACCUUGGUCAUCGGGGCGUUGCAUGAUAAUUCAGCUGCGCAUUUAGAAUUGAACGACGAUGAAGCUUCGUGGUUUGGGAGCAUCUUAUCGUUUUCCCACCCGAUCGGGGCGUUAACCUCGGGCCUGCUACAAGAGCGUCUCGGGAGGAAAGGCAGCAUGCUGUUUGUGAAUAUACCAACCCUGGCGGCCUGGACGAUCCUCUUCCGCGCCACUUCCGUCUACCAACUCUACCUAGUCGUGGUUCUCAUGGGCGUCUCAAUCGGGCUCAUGGAGGCGCCGCUCCACUCCUACAUCGGCGAGGUCGGCGAACCCCACUUCCGGGGCAUCAUGUCCACCAUGGCCACCGCAGCGACGAUCCUCGGGGUCCUCGCUAUGCACGUCCUCGGUUACCUGUUCCCGUGGAGGAAAGUGGCUCUUAUCAGUGCUGCUGUCCCUCUUAUCUCGAUCCUGUGUUUGACUCAGAUUCCAGAGUCGCCGACAUGGCUGAUCUUGAAUGGGCGUGCAAAAGAUGCGCAAAAAGCUCUCAGUUGGGUCAGAGGGUGGUUACGACCAGAGGAGGUCCAAAAGGAAUUCGAUGAACUGCUCCAUCAUACUGAGGUCGCACUUAAGAUCAAUCGCACCAGUGCAUCUGACCGAGAAACAUACCGCGCAGUUCCAGCGGUUGAAAAUGAAGCUUUGUCACGACAGGUUGAACCGGUUCUCACAGAAGAAAAUGGAAGUUGUCUCAAAAUCAAAUGUGAAGAGUUGACUGACAAAAAAGUAUAUCGUCCGCUUCGUAUGGUUUGCAUCGUCUUUUUCUUCAGCAGUGUGACAGAACUCUCUGAGUUGCGACCUUUUAUGGUGGGAAUCUUCAAAGAUUUGGGAUUCCCAAUAAAAAAUCACCCCAUAUCUGUUUUAACAGCUGUGUUCUUUUUCAUCGGUGCAAUGUUGCACGUGGUUUUCUUACGGCGGCUGGGCAAGCGAAGACUGACGUUAAUAUCCCAGGCUUUGGCGACGCUCUCUAUUCUCUUGUUGGGAGUUUACUGUACCUUCUUCAACAAACCCAAUAGUAGUCUUGUUUGGAUUCCCAUCUCCUUGAUGUCCUGCAUCAGUUUUUGCGGUGGCUUCGGCAUAGCACUUAUUCCGUGGCAGCUCUGUGCUGAGGUCUUCCCUCUCAAGGGCCGAGGCACGGCACAAGGAAUAGCAGCAUCGUGGGCGUAUUACAUGCGUUUUGUCAUGUCGAAAACCCACUUCUACCUAGAGAGAUGGAUUAAACUCAACGGGGUCUUCUUCCUCUAUGGUGUCAUUGCCGUAGCGGCGUUUCUGUAUUACUUGCAAUACCUACCAGAGACUGAGGACAAGUCUCUCAAGCACAUUGAAACCUACUUCACCGAGAACCAUGACAAGACGGAGAAAUUCUGCAAGCCAAAGCACAACAGAAGCCAUAAUGUGCGGUAGUAGAGGUUGCAAUCCGACGAAAUGAAAAUUUAGCUGAAAUGGUUGGUGAUAUUACAAUGUUUAGGCAGCUAUUUACAAAACAAAUUACUUCUUCUAUCUACUGCGAUAGGUAUAUGUAGAGCGAUGGUAUAAAGACGGUAAGAUCGUUGAUAAGGUAACAAUUCAAAAUAAAUUUGAGAGCAAACAAUCAAUACAACAUACGUGACGACGAUAACAAUAUUGCAUUAUAAAUAAUUUUGUAAAUUCCUAAUACUAACAACUUAAAUACAAGCGACAUUUUUUGAAAGCC
Messenger RNA from Bemisia tabaci, 3062 nucleotides. Its product is annotated as facilitated trehalose transporter Tret1-like. Gene Ontology annotation, molecular function: transmembrane transporter activity. Lineage: Eukaryota; Metazoa; Arthropoda; Insecta; Hemiptera; Aleyrodidae. The record is from RefSeq and is a predicted model, not a curated record. Gene Ontology annotation, biological process: transmembrane transport. Gene Ontology annotation, cellular component: membrane.